GUGACAGGUGAGGAAUGAAAACAGAGUGCCUGGGCGAUGCCAUUUCCUUGAGGCAGGGCCCAUUCUCUUAUAAAAGCCAGCUGGCCACUGCCUUCACACCAGACCCAAGCAACCAGACAACCCAUCCUCUGUGUGCCAGACCCAGCCACGUUGAAGCAUGAGUUCUCAACAGCAGAAGCAGCCCUGCACCCCACCCCCUCAGCUUCACCAGCAGCAGGUGAAACAGCCUUGCAAACCUCCACCCCAGGAACCCUGCCACCCCAAGGUGCCUGAGCCCUGCCACCCCAAGGUGCCAGAACCCUGCCACCCCAAGGUGCCUGAGCCCUGCCAACCCAAGGUGCCUGAGCCCUGCCACCCCAAGGUGCCUGAGCCCUGCCACCCCAAGGUGCCAGAACCCUGCCCCACAAAGGUCACUCCAGCACCGGCCCAGCAGAAGACCAAGCAGAAGUAAGGUGGUCCACAGCCCAGCCCUGGAGGAGCCGAGCACCAGAUGCUGAGCCCCCAUCCUGCUCUGUUUAUGAGUCCCAUUUGCCCAUACACCUUGCAAUUAGCAUGCUGUCAUCCUGAGUCAUGAUGCCUUCCUGUUUGCACUUGUAAAAUUAUAUCUCUGGAGAGCUUCUGAGCCUGUGAAUAAGGCAGAAAUUCUGACUGGGGGAGCUGGUCUUCCUUUCAGUUGCUCAGGGUUCAUCUGAAGAGAGGUUUGGGGAGGGAUCAAGUAAUAUUCCAUGCUCUUUCUCCAAUAAAUAACAUUUUAACUACA
Nycticebus coucang (slow loris) is the source of this 760-nucleotide messenger RNA. RefSeq names its product cornifin. The transcript has 2 exons. The record is from RefSeq and is a predicted model, not a curated record. NCBI's taxonomy places the organism in Eukaryota, Metazoa, Chordata, Mammalia, Primates, Lorisidae. Bases 158 to 451 code for a protein of 97 amino acids.